This is a messenger RNA of Pneumocystis murina B123, 1416 nucleotides long. RefSeq names its product glutamate-tRNA ligase. The transcript is spliced from 10 exons. NCBI's taxonomy places the organism in Eukaryota, Fungi, Ascomycota, Pneumocystomycetes, Pneumocystales, Pneumocystaceae. The coding region runs from base 1 to 1416 and encodes 471 amino acids. The record is from RefSeq and is a predicted model, not a curated record. Gene Ontology annotation, biological process: glutamyl-tRNA aminoacylation. Gene Ontology annotation, molecular function: ATP binding; zinc ion binding; tRNA binding.
AUGAAAGGAGAUUUUGUUUUGCGUAUUGAAGAUACAGAUAAAACACGAAUUGUUAAAAAUUCCGAAAAAAAUAUAUAUAAGAUACUUAGAUAUACAGGGAUUCAUUGGGAUGAAGGCCCGAUUGUUGGAGGAAAACAUUAUCCUUAUAAACAGUCUCAAAGAAUAAAUAUAUAUUUGAAAUAUGCUAAUAUACUUCUUGAGUCAGGUAAUGCAUAUAGAUGUUUUUGUUCUAUAGAUCGUCUUGAAAAAUUAAAAAAAAUGUCUAAAAUUCAAGGACUUUCUGGGACAUAUGAUAGAAAUUGUAUGUCAAUUCAUAUGCAUGAAUCAAAUGAAAGAGCAUUAAAAGGGGAUAAAUUUGUACUUCGUUUUAAAAUUCCUGAGAAAUACCCAGUAGUUCAUGAUAUUGUUUAUGGGGAUAUUGAUUUUUCUGGUCCGAUUAAUAUACAAAGGAAAAUUUAUGAUGAUCCAAUAAUUAUAAAGUCAGACACUUUUCCUACAUAUCAUUUUGCCAAUGUUGUUGAUGAUUAUCUUAUGAAUAUAACACAUGUAAUUAGGGGAGAAGAGUGGUUACCAUCAACAUCAAAACAUCUUGCUAUUUAUCAGGCUUUUGGAUGGAUUCCGCCUAGAUUUGCUCAUGUAUCUCUAUUGGUAAAUCCAGAUGGUUCAAAAAUAAGUAAAAGAUGUAACGAUACUCAUAUUCAAAAUUAUAUUGAUGAAGGAUAUUCUUCAGAUGCUUUGUUAAAUUAUGUUGCUCUUAUUGGAUGGUCUCCAAAAACAUCUAAUGAUGUAUUUACUAUGCAAGAGCUGAUUGAUAGGUUUUCACUUGACAAUCUUACUAAAGGAACUGCAAUAGUUAUGCCAGAAAAGCUUAAUUUUCUUAAUAAACAACAUUUUCUUCGCUCUACUGAAAAUGAAGAUGGAAUUAAAAAAAUUAUCAAAAAAAUUAAACCCAAAAUUGUAUCAUUAUAUAAAAAAAAAAUUUUAGAAGAUAAUGAUACAGAGCGUCUUGAAGAUGAAUAUAUUUAUAAAAUUAUUCUAGCACUUAGAAGGAAAGUACAAAAUAUAAACCAUUUAAUUGAGUCAAGUAAAUAUUUUUUUGUCGAACCAGAUUAUAAUGAACAUAUUCUUAAUGAAUUUAAAUUAACAUCAAAGGAUUUAGAAUUAACUUUAAAAAUCAUUCAAGAAUUGAAUAAGAUUAAUAUAUGGAUUUCUGAUGAGAUUAUUUCUACUAUUACAAAAAUUGCAACUACUGAGAAUAUUAAAAUAAAAAAAAUAAAGAUGAUAUUACGAUUUUGCUGCACUGCAUCAAUUGUCGGCGCAGAUAUCAUUCAAAUUAUAUAUAUAUUGGGCAAAAAAUCUGUAAUAUUAAGAAUCAACAAAACUAUGGAAUGGAAUAAAAGCUUUUAUCACAAAUAA